This is a messenger RNA of Diaporthe citri, 2193 nucleotides long. RefSeq lists its product as uncharacterized. The record is from RefSeq and is a predicted model, not a curated record. Gene Ontology annotation, cellular component: mediator complex. The coding region runs from base 1 to 2193 and encodes 730 amino acids. NCBI's taxonomy places the organism in Eukaryota, Fungi, Ascomycota, Sordariomycetes, Diaporthales, Diaporthaceae. Gene Ontology annotation, molecular function: transcription coregulator activity. Gene Ontology annotation, biological process: regulation of transcription by RNA polymerase II. The transcript has 2 exons.
AUGGCAUCCUCCUCAGAUCCCGACGCGAACCCGCAAGCUCUACCCGCAGGCCUCACGCCAGACUCGGUCGACGUCCCCUCCGAGCUCUACACCAUCCUCUCCCGCCUGCGCUACACAGACAAGAACGGCGCAUCCACAAAUGGCGACGGUGAUUCCAACAAACCUGGCGCCAACACUCCUGCCGGCGGCUUGCCGGGCUCGACUCCAUCGGGAGGCGCAAUUGCCACAGCAAAUGGAUCCGACACAAAGACACUGUCUACCAAAGAUCUCACUGCUGCCACCGACCCGCUGAAGCACAAGAUCCAGCGCGCCCGCGCCGCAGUCCACACCCUGCCCGACAUCACCAGGACGAUCCCAGAACAGGAGGCGGAGAUCAAAGAGUGGCAGGACAAGAUCGAGAGCCAGCGCAAGGUUCUGCAGCAGCUGAAGGAGUUCGGUAUCCAGUUCAGCCAUGGGAGUACAGAUGCGCCCAGAACUCCAACUCCUGAUGCUGCUGCGGACAGCCUUGCGGUCUCGGGUGCGACGGAUAGUGUCGUGGACAGCGCGUCGACGGAUACAAUCAGAGACGACCGCGCUCCUGUCUCCAGCCCUGUGACUCCCACGCCCAAGGGCCGAAAUGUCGCUGCUGACGCGGGAGGCGAUGUCGCCGGGGAUGCAAGUGGUGUCGGAUCUCAAACCAUAACCCCGGACAGACCACUACAGCCCGACAUCGAUGCCUACGGCUUGGGAAGUCGAAUCGAAGACCCACAUCAAGCACAGGCACAGAGCCACUCUCAUGAUGCCUCAGAACCUAUUCCAUUCCGAAUUCCGGCCUCUAUCGGUAAGCUCGAGGACCACCAGGAUGAUGAUCCUUUUAGCGAUUCAGGACUCUAUGGGGCUGUGGGUGCUGCUAGAGUUGAAGAGGGGACUGAGGCAACGGGCUCAACGGAUGUCGUGUGCGAAAACGCUGUCUCUUCGCCUCCCGUCGACGCUGGACAGGUGGGAGAGAGCUUAAUGAAUGACCUCGUAGCUCCCCAUGUGAUCGGUGAGAAGCCUUAUGGACAGCCCCUUGAGCAGCCCCCUGAGGAGCCUCAUGGGGAGCAUGGCGCAAGUACAGCUGCCAGUGUUCCAAACACCACGGAGGCAGAGGCUGAGAAGAAAGAAACUCCUGCUUUGGAAGCGAUUGAUGAGGACACGCAAACUGCGCCAACACCACGCCCACACCAGCAAUUCCUAAUGGAUAUCGUGGGCGAAAACGAUGUCUCUUCGUCUCCCGUCGAUAUAAGGCUGGCGGAAGAGAGCACAAUGGACAGCUUUAUUGCUCCUUGUGUGAUUAACUGGGAGCCUCAUGAGCAGCUAUGUGAGCAUGAGCAAUCCUGUGAGCAGUCCCAUGAGCAGUCCCAUGCGGAGCGUAGUGCAAGUACGGCCGCCAUUGGCCCGAUCACCAUGGAGACAGGGCCCGAGAAGGAAGAGACUGCCGUUUUGGAAACAACUGACGAGGCAGUGCCGACUGUGCCACCACCGCACCCACAGCAGCAGGCUCCAACCCAGUCCUUCAGCAUUACCGACACGCAACCUGCUUCUCCCAAGGGAAAGCAAGUGGAUGAAGCCAAUACAGAGCCUGCAAGCGAUAACGAUUCUGCAGCAUCCAGUCUGGACGCACCAAAGUGCUUGGUGACAAUUCCCAUUCCGCCGCACUACCAUGAGGUCAGAAACUAUCUCUGGUUCAAGAAGUCGAUAGCGGAUGCCCAGCCUGCUCCUGAGACCCAACCCGAACUGCGUACUCCAUCCCCAAGGAAACCACCCAAGAAAGCCCCUGGCACCUCGGGGGCACGGCGCACGCGGGCCUUGAAGAAAACGCUAUCCAAGGCUCCCGCUGACGAUGACAACUGGUCGCCACGUCUCACCCGGAGCGCGAAGAAGGCAGCAAAGGAAACCGAGGCAGCCGCCACACAGGCACCCUCACCGCCCCCACGGGCGACGCCGAUCAAGAAAAUCACGCUCCAUUUCACUCGCAAACCGAAGGUCGAGACUGACAGCGACGCCGCACCGGAGACUGAGGCGGAGGAGGAGCGCAGCCGGGAAAGCAGGGAGGCGUCCGAUGGACCGGGCAUGGAAGUUGGUAGCUUUUAUGACGGACAUGCUGAUGAGCUGGAUCCUGAUGCCGACGAGGACGAGGAUGCCGACGCCGAGGAGGAGGUUAUGUUGUUGUAG